Aplysia californica (California sea hare) is the source of this 1441-nucleotide messenger RNA. Its product is annotated as acyl-CoA desaturase 1-like. Gene Ontology annotation, cellular component: endoplasmic reticulum membrane. The transcript has a single exon. Gene Ontology annotation, biological process: unsaturated fatty acid biosynthetic process. Gene Ontology annotation, molecular function: iron ion binding; stearoyl-CoA 9-desaturase activity. Lineage: Eukaryota; Metazoa; Mollusca; Gastropoda; Aplysiida; Aplysiidae. Bases 25 to 690 code for a protein of 221 amino acids. The record is from RefSeq and is a predicted model, not a curated record.
CUCUUUCUUUCCGCUUCUCAACCUAUGAAAACAUUUUUAAAACAAUUUUUCUGCUCUCAGAAUUCGAUCAAGACUUGGGCGCGAGACCACAGAGUUCACCACAAGUAUGUGGACACAGACGCCGACCCCCACAACUCACGGCGGGGAUUUCUCUACUCUCACAUAGGCUGGAUCUGCCUGAAGAAACACCCUGAAGUCAAAGAGAAAUUCAAACUGGUGGACCUCUCCGACGUGAUGAACGACCCGGUGGCCGCUUUCCAGCACCGCUACUAUUGGCCUCUGGUCAUCACCUUCAACAUCAUCAUCCCGGUGAUGGUGCCAGUGCUUUACUGGGGGGAAACGUUCUACGUCUCCUUCUUUAUGAGCGUUUUGAGGUACCUUUGCGUGCUGAACGGCGCGUUUUUUAUCAACAGCGCCGCCCACAUGUGGGGGACCAAGCCGUAUGACGCGACCAUCAACCCGACGGAGAACGAGGGUGUCUCCAUCCUAGCGUGGGGGGAGGGCUUCCACAACUACCACCACACGUUCCCCUACGACUACGCCGCUAGCGAGCUGGGUGGGAGGCUCAACCUGGCCACCAUGUUCAUCAAUCUAAUGGCAAAGAUCGGGUUAGCCUAUGACUUGAGAUCCCCGCCAAAGGAGUUAGUUUUGAGGAGGAAGCAACGAACGGGAGAUGGGUCGAGAGGAUAGGCAGAUCGACUGCGUUCGUCGACGUGAGAAAAUAUUGAAGAUUCGGAUCAACCCAAAUUUCCCCUCUCUUUUCUUAUUUUGAACAUAACGUUCUAAGAACUUAAUAAUCACAACCUAGUGGCUAAGUUGAAACACUGAUUUUACAAAAAAAAACUACAACAACAUAUUUAAGCACCAGGAAUAUAUACACGGAUGUUUGUUUCGAUUCGCUGAAUACAUUUUUUAUUCCAAAGAUCCCAAACUAUCAUGGUACCUAUUUAUCAUCUGUUUAAGUGCUCUACUGGUACCUAAGACUAAGAGGCCCAGACCUUUGAUGUAACGGUGAUCCCCAAUAAGAUCGAGCUAAAUGGAUAUAUAGAAUUAUGAAAACACGCUGAUCGAACAAUCAGAGUUGAAAGAGCACGCUCUAUUGGGGCUCAUCGUAACACAGACUCAUACUAUCUGAAGUAAGGGAGCUCAAGAACAUCUAAUCGAAAGGGUCUAGGUUUUAUCUUUAAAUAUCUAACUGUCUCAAGAUGUGCGUACUUGAAAUUUUUGUGUAUGUUUCUUCUUUAGCAAAAACAAAACGAUCACCGCUGGGACUUAAAGAUUUCACGUACGGUACCCCCCUCCCGUACCCCCCCCCUUUCCAAUACAUUGAUAAAAAUAUCAGGUUACAAAAAAUAUGUGUGAAGAUGAUGUGCAAAGUCCAAAUCUCUUGGAACAAAACAAUAUUUCACUUUGGAUUUGAAUAAAGAUCAUUGUUGGAAGA